AUGGCUGAGGAAUCUGCAGUUCUGAUUUCAGUAGGAAAAAGAGUUUAUAGGAAAUAUCCAAUUGUGCUGCAGGAGCCUGUACAGUCAAAAUUCCAAGAAAAUAAUUUGAUGCUUUUAGAAGAAGAUGAUGGAGAAGGCGAAGAAGAAAUUGUGAACCUAGACGUCAAAGAUUAUGAAGACCUCAUGCAAGACUUAACUAAAAAAUAUGUAGUUGAAGAACCAAAAAUCGAAAGUUCAAUCAUUGAGACAAUUUUUUAUGAUUCACAGAUGAAUUCUUACACAUUAUAUAACAAGCUUAACAAUAGGCAGCAUUUCACAAUUGUGAUUGGGGCUUGCAGCUUAGACAGAACUGAAUACCAAAAAAGAGUUGAAUCAGAAACUCACACAGUCUUAAAAGGGAACAUAAAAGAUUUAACUGUAGAAAUCAGAGGAAAUAGCCCAGAGUUUGUAAUGAAUGCUAAUGAAAUGAUACUUAAUUUUCUCAAUAAAACACAGGCAUCAAAACCAUCAGAAUACAACGUCAUUAACCAAAAAACGAGAAAGCUAAUCAUGAUACUAAAGCCAUCAGAUCUAAACCCAAUACAAAUAGAAGCUGAUGAAAAAGAAGAGGAAGAAAAAAAAGAAGAAGAAAAAGAAACCAUUGAAAUUGAAGAAUACCCUGAAUUACAGAUGAACUGGGAUAAUAAGUGGCAAGGCUAUAAAACCAAUGUAAAAGAUCUGCCUCAGCCAUGCAUCACUCUUUUGUUAGCAAAUAAAGGGCAAAAUAUAAAAAAUUUAAAAUCAAAAAUGAGAAAUAACGUCGAGUUUUUGAUCAAUAAAAACACAAAAGUUUUAGAAAUUAUUGGAUAUACGAAGGAUCAAGUCAAGGAAGGGUAUGCGAAUUUUAUUAAAUUAGUAAAAACUGACCAAAAAGCUAUGAAAUCGUGGGGAUCUGGCAAAAAACAGAAGAAAUUCACCCAUUUCUUCGCUUUGAGCAUGGAGAACGAUCCAAACAUAGCUAAAGCACAACAAGAAAUCCUCACAUGCCGAAUUGGUAACUUUAAGAACGAUUGAAUAAACACCCCUAACAAAUUCCACUUGACGCUUGCAUUGAUGAAUUUAGAAUCAACUGACCAAACAGUAAGCCUUGUUAACAAUAAUUUAGACUCUAUAAAACGAAGCCUUCAAGGAUCUCCACUUAGCCUUACAUUUGAUAAAGUUGGCUUCUUUGGAAAGCCAACUGCUGCGAAUGUGCUUACUUUAGAACUUAAACAAGAUGCAGAAACAGAUAAGAUGAAUCAAAUGAACACUGCGCUUGUGAAAACCCUUAUGGAUGGAGGAAUUAUCAGCCAAGAAGACCUAAAAAAACAGAACGCUAAAUUAGUAGGAGGAAGCGUGCAGAAAGCUCAACAUUUGACUUUGGCAAAGUCUGAAAACAACCAGAAAAUGGAUAUUUCUGAUGUAUUGGCGAGGAAUUUUGUAUUUGAUAUAAAAGUAAACCUUGCAAGUAUUGAGCUGUUGAGCAUGGAGAAAGAAGAAAAGAAUUCAUCAUACCCAGUUGUGCAGACUUUCAGCUUAAUUUAA
Blepharisma stoltei is the source of this 1563-nucleotide messenger RNA. The record is from the annotation of a GenBank genome assembly. NCBI's taxonomy places the organism in Eukaryota, Ciliophora, Heterotrichea, Heterotrichida, Blepharismidae.